GGAUUGGUGUGCCUCGAGCACGCGCGUACGUGACGCAAUUACCUGUUCACACCGUCCUCCCGCUGACAUAAACCAAAAUGGCGACCACCAUUGGCCGACUGCUCAGGACCUCUGCACGUGUUGCAGCAGGAGGGCUGAAAGUCAGCGCAGCCUAUCAGCAUGGAGCCUCGGGGGCUGCAAGACUCCUCACUGCUCCUGCACUUCACCGGGCCUGUUGCCACACCAGCUCCUCCAGAUGGGCCCCUGCUGUCACUCAGCCUGCUCCUGCUUUUAACGGCACAGCCGUCCUCAAUGGAGAGUUCAAGGAGAUGAGUCUAAGUGAUUUCAAGGGCAAAUACCUGGUCCUCUUCUUCUACCCACUGGAUUUCACCUUCGUAUGUCCAACAGAGAUCAUCUCAUUCAGCGACAAGGCCAGUGAGUUCCAUGACAUCAACUGUGAGGUAGUGGGUGUGUCUGUUGACUCUCACUUCACCCACCUAGCAUGGAUCAACACUCCACGCAAGGCAGGAGGCUUGGGCCACAUUCACAUCCCUCUGCUCUCAGACCUCAAUAAGCAGAUGUCUAAGGACUAUGGGGUGCUGCUGGAGGGUCCAGGGAUCGCACUGAGGGGCCUGUUCAUCAUCGACCCAAAUGGUGUGGUGAGACACAUGAGUGUGAACGACCUGCCCGUGGGCCGUUCUGUGGAAGAGACUCUUCGUCUGGUGAAGGCAUUCCAGUUUGUGGAGACCCAUGGAGAGGUGUGUCCGGCCAGCUGGACCCCUAAGUCCCCAACGAUCAUACCAACCCCAGAAGGAUCUAAGAAGUACUUUGAAAAAGUCAACUGAAGACCAGGCUCACACUGCUUUCAGCUAGAACAGUAAAUGGUACAAAUCUAAAAAUACAAAUACAUGAACACUGUUCGUAGUUUAUAAAGUUGUCUGCUAUUCCACAGCUAGAUGCACUAAUAAACCUAUUCUUUAUAAAUAA
Messenger RNA from Monopterus albus (swamp eel), 966 nucleotides. It is a transcript of the gene prdx3, whose product is annotated as peroxiredoxin 3. Gene Ontology annotation, molecular function: thioredoxin peroxidase activity. NCBI's taxonomy places the organism in Eukaryota, Metazoa, Chordata, Actinopteri, Synbranchiformes, Synbranchidae. The record is from RefSeq and is a predicted model, not a curated record. The coding region runs from base 78 to 824 and encodes 248 amino acids. Gene Ontology annotation, biological process: cell redox homeostasis; cellular response to stress; response to oxidative stress. Gene Ontology annotation, cellular component: cytosol; mitochondrion. The transcript has 7 exons.